AUGGGUGUGAACGCGAUUCCUUUUGGUCCCCCGAUAGGUGUUGUCGUUUUCCUCACCGUACCGAAGGAUGUGACGCUUGAGGAGAUAGACAACUUCAAGCUGGAUGGUCCAGAGUUCGGUAUUAAUUUGGGACGACCUGACGGUUUUGCAGAGUCGUUGGUGUUUUCCAUACCGUUUUACGUGUCCGUUCCUAUGAUAUGGGAAAUCUGUUUAGGAUAUGGUGGAGCGACCAAUCGGGUAUGGCUGUUGA
Paramuricea clavata is the source of this 250-nucleotide messenger RNA. Lineage: Eukaryota; Metazoa; Cnidaria; Anthozoa; Malacalcyonacea; Plexauridae. The record is from the annotation of a GenBank genome assembly.